AACUCCUGUUUCCCCCUCCCGGGGCUCCCAACUCUCAGCUUUCGGCCGCGGGGAAGAGCACCACCUAGAAGAGCAGAGGAACCCCAGCGCCCAGUACAGAUCUCAGACACUCCCGCUUCCAAGAACCAGGCAUUUAGGCGCUGUGAAGUCAGAUUCCAAGGAACCCUCAGAGUUCCAACUUCCAGGCUGUUACUCAACUCUCAGUUCUAAGCAACGUCGGUGUCCUAGGAAGGAGCCCCAAAAGCUCCUAGCGUCCAGGCUCUAAGGAAACCCGGGGCGUUCAUCAUGGUGGCCGAUCCCCCUAAGGGAGACAUCAAGUUGAUGGGGACGGCAGAGCCCACUGCGAACGGUGUCUCAACACUGAUCCCCAGAGAGGACCGAGGCGCGGCAGGAGGUGGCUGCUGCAGUUGCCCCGAUCCGGCGCGCCGCUGUCUUAGCGCCAACCUGCUGGUGCUGCUGACGGUUGCGGCCGUGGUGGCGGGCGUGGCGUUGGGCCUGGGGGUCUCUGGGGCCGGCGGCGCGAAAGCCCUGGGGCCGGCGCGUCUGGCCGCCUUCGCCUUCCCAGGAGAGCUGCUGCUGCGCAUGCUACGGAUGAUCAUCUUGCCGCUGGUGGUGUGCAGCCUGAUCGGCGGCGCCGCCAGCCUGGACCCGAGCGCUCUCGGCCGCCUGGGUGCCUGGGCGAUGCUCUUUUUCCUGGUCACCACACUACUAGCGUCCGCACUCGGCGUAGGUUUGGCGCUGGCUCUGCAGCCCGGCGCUGCCAUCGAGGCCUCGUUCAAGGUUGCCGGUCCUACGCAAGACCUCCCCAGCAAGGAGGUGCUGGACUCCUUCCUGGAUCUUGUGAGAAACAUCUUCCCUGCCAACCUGGUGUCUGCCGCCUUCCGCUCGUACAACACCGUCUAUAAAGAGGAAGUUUCCAAUGUAACCCAGGGGCCUGGCUCUGAAACGGACAUCUCCAAUGGAACCAAGGUGAAGGUGCCUGUGGAGGGAGAGGUGGAGAGCAUGAACAUUCUGGGCCUGGUGGUGUUUGCCAUUGCCUUUGGCUUGGCCCUGCGGAAGCUGGGGCCGGAGGGAGAGCCGCUCAUCCGCUUCUUCAACUCGUUCAACGACGCCACCAUGGUGCUGGUCUCCUGGAUCAUGUGGUAUGCCCCUGUGGGCAUCUUGUUCCUGGUGGCCGGCAAGAUCAUGGAGAUGGAGGACGUGGGGACCCUCUUCGCCAGUCUCGGCAAAUAUAUCCUGUGCUGUCUGCUGGGCCACGUCAUUCACGGGCUCGUGGUGCUGCCCUUCAUCUACUUCUUCUUCACUCGCAAGAACCCCUACCGCUUCCUGUGGGGCAUCGUGACCGCGCUGGUCACCGCCUUUGGGACCUCCUCCAGCUCUGCCACUUUGCCGCUGAUGAUGAAGUGCGUGGAAGAGAAGAAUGGCGUCUCUAAGCAUAUCAGCCGCUUCAUCCUGCCCAUCGGUGCCACUGUCAACAUGGAUGGCGCUGCCCUCUUCCAGUGUGUGGCCGCGGUGUUCCUUGCACAGCUCUACAAGGCACCGUUGGACUUUGUAAAGAUUAUUACCAUCCUGGUGACGGCCACGGCGUCCAGUGUCGGUGCAGCAGGCAUCCCUGCUGGAGGUGUCCUCACCCUGGCCAUCAUUCUCGAAGCAGUCAACCUACCGGUUGACAUCUCCUUGAUCCUGGCCGUGGACUGGCUAGUGGACCGGUCCUGCACCGUCCUCAACGUGGAAGGUGAUGCCUUUGGGGCGGGACUCCUCCAACAUUACGUGAAUCGGACAGAAUCUCGGAGCUCGGUGCCUAAGUUGAUCCAUGUGAAGAGCGAGGCGCCCCUGGACCCGCUGCCAGUCCCCGCUGAGGAGGUGAACCCCUUCCUCAAACGCUACCCGGGACCUGCUGGGGAUGCUGACACCUUUGAGAAGGAAUCGGUCAUGUAAACCCCAGUGAGGAUCUUCCCCGCCCUGAUGGCACUUUGGACAUUGGAUCACAAGGGGUGGAUAAAUGGACAAACUGGGGCUCGGAGGGCCCCGCCCACACACGCCGGGGAGCUGGGGGCCCCAGACUCCCUCCCCAACCCCAGAUCUGGGAGCUUUGCUGCUGGGACAUAUGUGGAUGUGAGUGUGAAUGUCGUUCCAAAUCUCCCCACUCCUUGACUCUUGCCCUGACCCGAGGCUAGGAAAGAGGAAGAUGGAGAAGUAGCAUCCUCCACGCCUUGUCCUGGGAGCCUGCCUGGCUGCCCCGUUUUCAGGGCAGGGGGCACAGGUUGCCAUGUGGGAUUCUGCCCUUUUUGAGAGGAAGGACGCCAUGUGCUGGCUCCUUUGCUGGUUGUGUUGGUGGCUGUAGCUGUGUGAGAGUGUGUGUGACACAUGCAUGCUGUGACUCCGAGGUACAUCCCACCCUGUCCAGGAACUCUGGGUAGGGGAACACUGACAACAAAUACUGCUGUCACUCUAGAGGACACUUUUUAGCAAUGAAAUUGUCAGGGAUCUUGAAUCAGAUAUUUUUAGGAAUUUGACUGAAAGAACUAGCUGCAUGGAAAUAAAUAACAAAUAGAAUAAAUUGCA
Molecule: messenger RNA, 2565 nt
Organism: Phyllostomus discolor (pale spear-nosed bat)
Lineage: Eukaryota; Metazoa; Chordata; Mammalia; Chiroptera; Phyllostomidae
Gene: SLC1A5
Product: solute carrier family 1 member 5
Exons: 9
Coding region: 286-1938 (550 amino acids)
Biological process (GO): L-aspartate import across plasma membrane
Cellular component (GO): plasma membrane
Molecular function (GO): L-aspartate transmembrane transporter activity; symporter activity; neutral L-amino acid transmembrane transporter activity
Source: RefSeq, a predicted model, not a curated record